UUUGGGGAAAAUAUUUUACGCUUUUAAACUCGGUAAGACAUUUUCCGGAAAAUGAUGCCUUCUUCUCCCCUUUCCCCUUUCCCUUCCCCUUCCCUUUUCCCUUCCCCUUGGAUUGCAACCUCUUCCGGUUCCUCCUUAAUCCAGAUGGUUGAAGCCCAAGUGGAGCCGCCCUAUCCUCCAGAUUAUGAAGUAAAGAGCUCUUCGUGAGAUAGCAACAGAACUUGGGAAGAAGGAUUGGAAUUACAAUGAAAACCCUUGCAACAAUAAGUCAAGUUGGUUUACUCCACCGCCGCCGCCAAAUGUGCCUGAGGCCAUUAACAACAGUACUGUCACCUGCAAUUGCUCCUUCCCCAAUGGUGAAUGUCAUAUUGAUGGCAUGCUCACACGGACCUCGACAAAAUGGGUCUACUGCAGUUUCACAAGACAUUAACAGUCUGAAACAUAUUGCAUUGAUGGAGGCCAAGAUGAAAAAACUCUCUGAUUUACUGAGUAAGACAAUUGAACAAACAAAAGAAAAUGUGGUAAAGAAGCUAGCAUUGACGUAUGAGGAAAUGGAACAAGAAUGUAAGGAGAUCAUGGAUGGUUUUGCUGAGGGGAAAGACCUGGUUGUGUCUGUUAUGUCUGCAAUGGGGGAAUGGCAGAUCUGUGCUCUCAAAGACAUUGGUCCUAAGUAGUUUCAAAUUCAUUUAUUGCAAAUCUUAGAUGGAACCAUAAAAGACUUUGGUAGUACUAAAUGCGGUUUUGAUGUUUUGUUUUGGGUUUGGAUAGAAAAAAGAGAACAACAAUAUAACUAGUUUCUUGUUGUGCUAUAGAUUACUGUUUUGCUUUUCUUUUUCAAUAAUUUUUAUUAUAUCGUCUUUA
Messenger RNA from Gossypium raimondii (Peruvian cotton), 861 nucleotides. RefSeq lists its product as hypothetical. The coding region runs from base 246 to 674 and encodes 142 amino acids. The record is from RefSeq and is a predicted model, not a curated record. NCBI's taxonomy places the organism in Eukaryota, Viridiplantae, Streptophyta, Magnoliopsida, Malvales, Malvaceae. Gene Ontology annotation, molecular function: translation elongation factor activity; RNA binding; ribosome binding. The transcript has 6 exons. Gene Ontology annotation, biological process: positive regulation of translational termination; positive regulation of translational elongation.